AUGAGCCUCAGCAGUCACCCCUUGACCUCUGUAACCUUUGUGCUCCUGGUUGCUGGGGUUGCUGUUGCUGUGACGACCCUGCACAGUUUCCGUGGCUGCGCUGUGCGGGAUUUCUCCUUCGUGGCUCAGAAGCCUGGUUGCAAGAGUCUGCGUAUACACACAGAGGCAUGCUGGGGCCGCUGCCACACCUGGGAGAGACCAGUACCGGAUCCUCCUUUCAUUCAGAGGCACCACCGCGUCUGCACCUACAGCCGCUGGCGUCACAUGACCAGCCGCUUACCAGGCUGCCUGCCCGGAAUCUCUCCGCUCUACCACUACCCUCAGGCCCUGCAGUGUGAAUGUAAUGCCUGUUCUUCACACUACACAGAGUGUGAGGCCUUCUGA
Pygocentrus nattereri (red-bellied piranha) is the source of this 384-nucleotide messenger RNA. RefSeq names its product glycoprotein hormone beta-5-like. NCBI's taxonomy places the organism in Eukaryota, Metazoa, Chordata, Actinopteri, Characiformes, Serrasalmidae. The transcript is spliced from 2 exons. Gene Ontology annotation, cellular component: extracellular region; cytoplasm. Gene Ontology annotation, biological process: G protein-coupled receptor signaling pathway; regulation of thyroid hormone receptor signaling pathway. The record is from RefSeq and is a predicted model, not a curated record. Gene Ontology annotation, molecular function: hormone activity. Bases 1 to 384 code for a protein of 127 amino acids.